CCCUCACUCGUCCUCCGCGCGUCGCCGCUCUUCGGUUCUGCUCUGUCCGCCGCCAUGGCCCAGUGAGUGACUCGCCAGGGGCAGCCCGGCUCGGCCUCAGCGGGCGGGGAACUCUUUGGGGGUCGAGAUCUCCCUCGUUCUCUCCGACGCCUCCCACCCUGGGGGUCGCCUGAGCUCACUUGGGGCUCUGUGACCCUGGCCCUACGGCGUCUCGGGCCCAGAGCUCCUUCCCUGCGGGCCCGGCCCCCUGCCCUCUCGGCCGCGCAGAGCUGACAUCGCGCUGAUCGGAUUGGCCGUCAUGGGCCAGAACUUAAUUCUGAACAUGAAUGACCACGGCUUUGUGGUCUGUGCUUUUAAUAGGACUGUCUCCAAAGUUGAUGAUUUCUUGGCCAAUGAGGCAAAGGGAACCAAAGUGGUGGGUGCCCAGUCCCUGAAAGAGAUGGUCUCCAAGCUGAAGAAGCCCCGGCGGAUCAUCCUCCUGGUGAAGGCUGGGCAAGCUGUGGAUGAUUUCAUCGAGAAAUUGGUACCAUUGUUGGAUACUGGUGACAUCAUCAUUGACGGAGGAAAUUCUGAAUAUAGGGACACCACAAGACGGUGCCGAGACCUCAAGGCCAAGGGAAUUUUAUUUGUGGGGAGCGGAGUCAGUGGUGGAGAGGAAGGGGCCCGGUAUGGCCCAUCGCUCAUGCCAGGAGGGAACAAAGAAGCGUGGCCCCACAUCAAGACCAUCUUCCAAGGCAUUGCUGCAAAAGUGGGAACUGGAGAACCCUGCUGUGACUGGGUGGGAGAUGAGGGAGCAGGCCACUUCGUGAAGAUGGUGCACAACGGGAUAGAGUAUGGGGACAUGCAGCUGAUCUGUGAGGCAUACCACCUGAUGAAAGACGUGCUGGGCAUGGCGCAGGACGAGAUGGCCCAGGCCUUUGAGGAUUGGAAUAAGACAGAGCUAGACUCAUUCCUGAUUGAAAUCACAGCCAAUAUUCUCAAGUUCCAAGACACCGAUGGCAAACACCUGCUGCCAAAGAUCAGGGACAGCGCGGGGCAGAAGGGCACAGGGAAGUGGACCGCCAUCUCCGCCCUGGAAUACGGCGUACCCGUCACCCUCAUUGGAGAAGCUGUCUUUGCUCGGUGCUUAUCAUCUCUGAAGGAUGAGAGAAUUCAAGCUAGCAAAAAGCUGAAGGGUCCCCAGAAGUUCCAGUUUGAUGGUGAUAAGAAAUCAUUCCUGGAGGACAUUCGGAAGGCACUCUACGCUUCCAAGAUCAUCUCUUACGCUCAAGGCUUUAUGCUGCUAAGGCAGGCAGCCACCGAGUUUGGCUGGACUCUCAAUUAUGGUGGCAUCGCCCUGAUGUGGAGAGGGGGCUGCAUCAUUAGAAGUGUAUUCCUAGGAAAGAUAAAGGAUGCAUUUGAUCGAAACCCGGAACUUCAGAACCUCCUACUGGACGACUUCUUUAAGUCAGCUGUUGAAAACUGCCAGGACUCCUGGCGGCGGGCAGUCAGCACUGGGGUCCAGGCUGGCAUUCCCAUGCCCUGUUUUACCACUGCCCUCUCCUUCUAUGACGGGUACAGACAUGAGAUGCUUCCAGCCAGCCUCAUCCAGGCUCAGCGGGAUUACUUCGGGGCUCACACCUAUGAACUCUUGGCCAAACCAGGGCAGUUUAUCCACACCAACUGGACAGGCCAUGGUGGCACCGUGUCAUCCUCGUCAUACAAUGCCUGAUCAUGCUGCUCCUGUCACCCUCCACGAUUCCACAGACCAGGACAUUCCAUGUGCCUCAUGGCACUGCCACCUGGCCCUUUGCCCUAUUUUCUGUUCAGUUUUUUAAAAGUGUUGUAAGAGACUCCUGAGGAAGACACACAGUUUAUUUGUAAAGUAGCUCUGUGAGAGCCACCAUGCCCUCUGCCCUUGCCUCUUGGGACUGACCAGGAGCUGCUCAUGUGCGUGAGAGUGGGAACCAUCUCCUUGCGGCAGUGGCUUCCGCGUGCCCCGUGUGCUGGUGCGGUUCCCAUCACGCAGACAGGAAGGGUGUUUGCGCACUCUGAUCAACUGGAACCUCUGUAUCAUGCGGCUGAAUUCCCUUUUUCCUUUACUCAAUAAAAGCUACAUCAGACUGAUGCUCUUUCUCCAGAUUCUUAGUCUCACCUCGGCCACAUGGAGCCAUUAUCCCCAUUGGCAGAAAGAUUUUUCUUUAAAAAAAAAGACUAGAAUAACACAAGAAACCACAUUUAGGAUUAUGCUUCACUCAGAGGAGGCAGGCAGGGAGGACACACCAGGGGCUUUAAUACACUGGGCAUGUUUUCUUUCUCCAAUUGGGCAAUGGGUACAUGGACGUUCACUGUAACGUGCUUUUUCUUUCGUCUUUUUUUUUUUUUUUUUUUUUUUUGCUCCUGGCAAGCUGUGCGUGACAUUCUUUAUGGCUUUUUGUAUGUCAAAUACUUCAUACUAAACUUUCUAGAGAAUUAAACUUUAAUGAUGGGCUCA
Homo sapiens (human) is the source of this 2473-nucleotide messenger RNA. RefSeq names its product phosphogluconate dehydrogenase (gene PGD). Gene Ontology annotation, molecular function: phosphogluconate dehydrogenase (decarboxylating) activity; NADP binding; carbohydrate binding. The transcript is spliced from 13 exons. The record is from RefSeq and is marked reviewed. Gene Ontology annotation, biological process: NADP+ metabolic process; pentose-phosphate shunt, oxidative branch; NADPH regeneration. Bases 299 to 1711 code for a protein of 470 amino acids. NCBI's taxonomy places the organism in Eukaryota, Metazoa, Chordata, Mammalia, Primates, Hominidae. Gene Ontology annotation, cellular component: cytoplasm; cytosol.